AUGCUGGAGCGGGAGCCGAAACCCUUGAGCUUCGAGCAGCAGCAAGCCUUCGACUUCUGGGCGGCCCGAGCAAAUGCUCUUCUCCCAGGGGUCGAAAGCCUGUCCCCUCCAGAUCCGCACGAGUACGCCCUCCUUCCGCCAGAGCGGAUCUUGCUGAACGAGCGGCUCGGUCUCGAGGCGGACGGAUCGGAGCCUGGUCCUCUUCCCUCCGAUCAUCCCUAUUGCCGUGAGCAACGAGAGCUAGGCUGCUACCCGCUUCCGGGGUGGGAGCAGAAACGGCCCCUCCCGCAGUACGAACCAUUUGAAGACGACCUCGGUAGGUCUCGCGAGAGCGACGAGGAGCACCGGUGUCGAAGCGGGCUCACCUUCGGGGAAUUCGAUGCCAAGGUUGCUCUAGAAAGCGGGAUAAAGAAGAACAAGCGCUUGCAACGGCACACAAAGGGCGGCUUCGUCUUUACGUGCCCUCAUUGUGUCAUCUAUGGUUUCCACGUCAUGCUACGGGGGGAAUCGCCGCGAGAUCCCUUCACCAUCCUCUACACUCGACUCAAUCGGAGAAAUCUUCCCCUGAUUCUCGUCCACGACAACGCCUGCAAGCUGCGCGCCUACGCGAUGCGGAGAGAGCCGGCGUUCUUUGCGCACGUUCGGUUCCUGGUCGAUAGAUUCCACUUCCACCAUACAACCGCCGAGGCGCACAAGUGCGGUCCAUCAUACAACACAGUGGAGUCGUGCAGCGCGUUUCUCGUAAACUUCAAGACGCAAGCGUGGUAUAGCAGCCUCAUAGCGUUCAUGGUCAUUCUCGCUAACCUGGUCAGCGGACGGAAUAGCGAUCUAGCACGCGUUGACGAACCAAAGCUGCGCAUUGCGGGCAGAGCAGACACAUGGAGCCCGUCUGUACGGCAACGACUCUUGAUGUACUGA
Molecule: messenger RNA, 918 nt
Organism: Klebsormidium nitens
Lineage: Eukaryota; Viridiplantae; Streptophyta; Klebsormidiophyceae; Klebsormidiales; Klebsormidiaceae
Source: the annotation of a GenBank genome assembly